Molecule: messenger RNA, 7075 nt
Organism: Ruditapes philippinarum (Manila clam)
Lineage: Eukaryota; Metazoa; Mollusca; Bivalvia; Venerida; Veneridae
Exons: 5
Coding region: 308-7075 (2255 amino acids)
Molecular function (GO): protein binding
Source: RefSeq, a predicted model, not a curated record
ACCAAUAUUUUGUAACAAAUGGUUACAAAAUAAAAGUUGAAAAUUUGAUAUGAAUAUAGAGUUGAUUGUUGUGUACGCUAUCAACAUGUACAGGUAAACAUUUAAUUUGCCUGUCAACGAAAUAAGAAUGAUCUUCAUGAUUUAAAAUCUAAAUGUGAUACAAUGAGAUUAAACACAAGCGGACUUUUCAGCAUGGUACCUCAAACCAAUUCUAAAACGUUAUUGUGAAAAAAUAGUCGAUCCAAAAUGUGUUGAGUUCAUGUGAACUUGUGGAAAUAUUUAUUCUCGUAUUCCAAUUGUAUUGACAAUGGAAAGUGGAAAUUGUAUAAAAACUCUUCAAGAACAAAUACUUGAAACACUAUCUAUUGAAGAUAUCAUAAUUCAUUUAUCAAAAUUGAAAAGGAAAAGACACUUCAAGCCGAUAUGCUGGCGUACGACUGACUUGAAUUAUGUAAGUUUUAAUUUCAUUGACUUUGCAUCACGCUGUAGAAACGACGCUAUUGUGAACACAUUAUUUAAAUUUACUUCACUGUUAAAUACGACACCUAAGGUUCUUUAUCAUGAUUCUAAGUCAGAUGUUUGGGACAUUGAUGAAACUCUAAAACAAUCGGGAGCUGACAUAAAUGCAAACACUGCCAAGAAAGACAUAGCAUGCAAUUUCGCAUCUGGCAGGAACGAUGAUAUUGUAGACACAUUGUCAAAGUUAAGUAUGUCACAUGUAGAAACAUUCUCAGUUCUCCAAUAUGCUUCACAUUUAGGAUGCACAAACAUUGUGGAAACUCUAGUUUCAUCAGGCGCUGACAUAAACGCUCAGAAUUCGAGGAAAGACACAGCACUCCAUUUAGCAUCUAUACAAGGAAAUGCUAGAGUUGCUGAAAUACUUAUUAAAAAUGGAGCUGAAUUGAACAUUCUGAACGAGACAGGACAAUCUGCCAUUAGUUUAGCUGUCGCAACUAAAACAAACGGUUGUCUUAAUGCGUUCAUUAGAGCAGGUGCAGAUCUAAAUUUUCCAGAUGGGAGCGGAUCUACCGCUCUGCAUUGUGCAUGUUUAUUUAAGUACGAAGAAAAAGUGAAAGCAUUGAUUGAAGCUGGUGCUAAUGUAAAUAUUGCAAACAUGUCUGGAUCUUACCCACUUCAUAUCUUGUUACCGUAUAUCAAUGAGAUGCUUUUCGAAGAAGAGGUUGUCGAGUAUCAGGACGUAAACAAGAUAGCGGACUUACUGAUCGAUGCUAAAACUGAUAUAAAACUUAAAGCUAAGCAUGGUAUUACUGCUUUACAUCAAGCCGCUAUGAUGCCUGGUAACAUUCAACUUAUUGAGAAACUGAUAGAAGUAGGUGCAGAUGUAAAUGAACAAAAUGAUGAAGGAGAAACGGCAUUGCACUUAGCAUGUACGUCAAACGAGAUUAGAACAAUUCAGGUCUUGACAGAUGCAGCAACAGAUAUAAACAUAGAAAGUAAAUUAGGUGAUUCCGCUCUUCAUUAUGCUGUUCGGUUUGGAAAAAUUGAACCUGUCAAAGGUGAGCUAUGUGAAAAAAUUAAAUCAUUCUUAAAAUGUCUCCUGGAAAAUGAAUAUCAAAACUGUUCGUCCAAAACAAGGAAAAACCUUUUGGAAUCUAAAAACAGAGUUGGCAAUACACCUCUUCAUCUUGUCAUUUAUAAUGGAUCAACAUCUGACUCUGGCUUUGAGUACUCUAAAUUUGUAUUUGAAUUAUUUCUAAAAGCUGGGGCAAACAUUAACUGUAGAAACAGUUUAGGAGAAACUGCUUUGCAUUAUUUGAUGUUUGCAUAUCGGUCAUAUCAAGACCUGGCAAAAACUGUGGUAGAAAAGGGUUCGGAAGUAAAUGUUCGAAAUAUAUUUGGAGAAACUGAAAUUUUCAUAGUUCCAUAUUCAGUUUCUGAUACAGAUUAUUUGGAAUUUUUAAAACUGUCUGGAUGUGAUACGGGUAUUUGUAACAACAUUGGACAGACAGCUGUAAUGUUACAUUUUAAAGACAUAUUUUUCCGAAAUGAAAAAUGUAUAAAUCGAGUGUUGGACAAUAAAGCAAUCAUCGAUAAACGGGACAAUUUUGGAAGUAAUUUAUUGCACUUUGUAGCAUGGGAAGUAGAAAAUGAAAGGCUUAUCAACAUUGACUUCUGUAACAUGGAAAUCUCAAAAUGUUCUGUUGUUAGAGAUAAACAAGGACUGCUCCCUUGCGAUGUUGCUUUUUUAAGAGGCCACGCCAAUAUUCUCCAGCAGAUUUGUGUUUGUAAAAAUGGGGUCCACAAACUGGAACCUAUUUUUUAUCACAGACACCUGAUAUUUUGUGAAUUGAAGAAAAAAUACAAAGCAUUUACAAAAUGUAUAUUCGAUCUUUCUAAAUACUGUCUUGAGCAUAACAUAGGAAAUAUCGUUAAUAUUCCUUUUUUAGGACUGGUAAGAUUUAAAGAAGAAGCAAGUGAAGUCAAAUCAGCUAUUACAGAUUUUGUAAACUAUAUAUGCAAGAGACUCGGAGACAAGGAUACAUUACUGAAAAAUAAAGUAAUUUUAUCUGGCAGUGUCGCUGAAAAUACAAAAGUUGGACUACCGGAUGAAUUUGAUUUUAUAUGCUUACUGGAUAGAAUGUCCGAGUUGCUUUGUAUAGAGCAACAUCAUAAGACUGACAUUCAUGUAAAACUUCAGGAAAUGUACAGAGGGGAUGUGUCUAGUCGGUUUUUUGACCCUAAUGAUAAUAUUUUUAUUGCUUCAGAAUUUCUCAACAGGAUCUUUGACAUCUUAAACGAAGUUUUACAUGAGUCUGGCACAUAUUCCCAUCCAAACAUAUUUUAUGUGAAGGGUGGAUUUCGAAGACCUGAACGCUCCCCCAACUUCAAAUUAAAGUUGAGAUGGUGUUCCUGUAAAUAUAAAGACAUGACGGUAAAAAUAGACAUUGUGCCUGCUUUUAAAAUUCAUUGUCCAUCAGGUGCAAAUUUGUCUUCUGAUAUAUUUAAUCCUGCGACAAACAAUGGUGAAUUUGUGAUGGUAAAAUUCAUAGACAAUGAAAUAGUUCGUGAUAUCAAAAUUAUAAGAUUUAGUGUCUUUUCAGUGAGUGUCUGUUCAGAAACUGCCGUUUUGGAGGAAAAUAAUCGUAUCUCUGCACUUCCUUCAGAAGCAAGAGACGCAUAUGUGAUAUCAAAAAUUUUAUGUAGUGAACGCGUAUGUCCGUCUGUAACGGAUGUGAGAGCAGAUAUGAUUGGUGAUAGUAUAAACAAUUAUAAAAAGAGUCAAUGUUUCACUAUCAUUUCAAGCUAUAUGUUAAAAAAUUGUUUAUUUUAUGUUGUUGAUGAACUACAAAAGAAGUCAAAUUCUAUUUUGCCAAUCACAGUUUAUACGUACGUUUGCGAAAUAUUUUUGAAACUUUUACAAUUUUCAAAUCAGGGAAAAUUUCCAUGUUAUAUGUUGCCUAACAUCGACUUGUUUACAAAUGAUAACUUAGUGUUUGGGGAAGGUAAUCAAGCGUGUAAGGUUAGAGCUAUGUAUGUAAAAUUAAUUUUAAACAUUCUUGGCAAAAGUGUUGAUUUUGACGGUAUGAAUUUACACACUUCUGGGACAAUUACAGUUGUGGGUGAGUUAGAUAUAUUUGCAUAUGCAUGUCAAAGAAAUGAUAAUAUCUGUGCAAACUGUAAAAAAAGCCAAGAAGAAGAUAAUGUUAUUCUUAGAACAUGUUCCAGAUGUAAACUUUGGACAUAUUGUAGCGACGAAUGUAAGGAAAGAAACCUUGAACGUCAUAAACCAGCUUGUGAUUACCAUUAUAAACAACUGUCUCAAAAAAGGAAUGAUGAGUAUGACGUGACAGGUCGUGCAAUAAACGGGAUUUCCUUAUAUACGAAAGGACGUAUCGGUACAACUGUUUAUUCUUCUGUACUAAAAGUAAUAAUAAUGGAAAGUCGAGGUUGUAUAAAAACUUUGCAAGAAAUAAUACUGAGAACACUGUGUAUUGAAGAUAUCAUAAUUCAUAUAUCAAAAUCAAAAAGAAGCCGUGAUCUGUUGCCGAUUACCUCUCGUAUGACUAACGUUCAUUAUGAAAGUUUAAAUUUGAUUGACUUUGCAUCACGGUGCCAGAACGAUGAUAUUGUGGACACAUUGUUAAAAUACACCUCUCUGUUAAAUACGUCGUUUGGAGAAAACUUCACAGUUCUUCAUUAUGCUGCUCAUUUAGGUAGCACAAACAUUGUGGAAACUCUAGUUAGGUCAGGAGCUGACAUUGACGCUCAAUCUGAGAAGAAAGAAACAGUACUUCAUUUUGCAUCAAGAAACGGACAUGAUAAAAUUGUUGAAAUACUUAUAAAAAGGGAUUGUCUUGAUACUAUGUACGCUCAAAUUGUAUUUGAACUGUUUUUAAAGGCUGGGGCAAACAUAAACCUUAGAAACAGCUUAGGAGAAACUGUCUUGCAUUUUCUGAUGGUUGUGUAUUGGCCCUAUAGUGAAUUGGCAAAAACUGCAAUAAAAAAAGGUUUGAAAGUGAACUUUCGAAAUAUAUUUGGAGAAUCAGAGCUUUUCAUUGUUCCAUUACAUUGGGAAGACUCGAUUUCUGACACAGAUUAUUUAGAAUUUCUAAAAGUAUCAGGAAUUGAUACUAAUACGUUUAACAGAAUGGGACAGACAGCGGCAAUGUUACAUUGUAAAGACAUAUUUUUCAAUGUAAACUCAUUAGAUAAAGUUUUUGACAAUAAGAUGAUCAUCAAUAAACAGGACAAUUUUGGAAGUAAUUUAUUACACUAUAUAGCCUGGAAACAAGAAAAUGAGAGCUAUAUCAACACAAAUGUACUUCAUACGGACAUUGCGGCAAUUUCGAAAUGCUGCCCUGUUAAAGAUAAUCACGGACAGCUCCCUUGCGAUGUUGCUUUUUUAAGAGGCCACGCCAAUAUUCUUCAGCAGAUUUGUAUUUGUAAAAAUGGAGUUCACAAACAGGAACCUAUCUUCUAUCACAGACACCUGCUGAUUAAUUCUCUGAAGGAAAAAGAUGAAGCAUUUACAAAAUGUGUACACAGUCUUUCUGAAUAUUUUCUUCAGAAUAACAUUAGAAAUAUCAUGAAUAUUCCAUUUUUAGGACUUGUACGAUUUAAUAAAGAAGCAAAUAAAGUCAAAUCGGCUAUUACAGAAUUUGUAAACUAUAUAUGCAAAAGACUCGGAGAAAAAGAUAAAUUACUGCAAAAUCAGGUAAUUUUAUCUGGCAGUGUCGCUGAAAAUACGAAAGUUGGGCUACCAGAUGAAUUUGAUUUCAUAUGCUUACUAAAACAUAUGUCUGAAAUGAUUGACAUAGAACAAUAUAGUAAAACUGGAAUUGUCAAACUUAAGCAAAAGUACAUAGGGGAUGUGUGUAGUCGGUUUUUCGACUCUGAUAUCUAUGGUAAUUUCAUGUCUUUAAAACUUAUCAAACGGAUUUUUGAUAUCAUAAAUGAAGUUCUACAGGAACCUGACACAUAUACACAUCCAAACAUAUUUUAUGUGAAGAAUGGAUUUCGGUCAUCUACAAAUUCGCCAAACUUCAAAUUAAAGUUAAGGUGGUGUUGCUGUAGAUAUAAAGACAUGACAGUAAAAAUAGACAUUGUACCUGCUUUCAAAAUCCGUCGUCAUAGUGAUCCUAAAUUGUAUAGUGAUAAAUCUAUCACUUCGGCAAGCAAAAGUGAAUUUAUUAUGAUACUAUUCAGAAAAAGUGAAAGCAGGAAAAGUUCAUCACUAGCAGGUGUCUGUUCAGUAUCAGCCUCGAUGGAAGAAAAGCAACAUUUCGCCGCACUGUCUUCAGAGGCAAAGGAUGCCUACCUGAUAUCAAAAAUUUUAUGUGGGGAACGUGUAUGUCCGUCGGUACUGGAUGUUGCAGCAGAAAAAUGUAACCGGGACAGUUACAGAAAGUCUCAAUGUUUUGCUAUUAUUUCUAGCUAUAUGUUAAAAAAUUGUCUAUUCUAUGCUGUUGAGGAACUACAAAGGCAGUCAGUUACGUUUUUGCCAGUUACAGUUCAUACUUACGUUUGUGAAAUAUUUCAGAAACUUUUACAAUUUGCAAAUCAGGGAAACUUUCCAUGUUACAUGUUCCCUGACAUCAAUUUGUUUACAAAUCAUGACUCAGCCUUGGAGAGAAGUAACCAAGCGUUAAAAGUAAAAAUAAUGGAAAGUGGAAGUUGUAUAAAAACUCUUCAAGAAAUGUUACUGAGAACACUUUGUAUUGAAGAUAUCAUAAUUUAUAUAUCAACAUCAAAAAGAAGCCGGGAUAUGUUGCCGAUUCACUUUCGUAUGGCUGACGUUGAUGAUAAAAGUUUUAAUUUGAUUGACUUUGCAUCACGUUGUCGGAACGAUGAUAUUGUGGAAACAUUGUUACAAUCCACCUCUCUGUCAUUUCAAGAAAACUUCACUGUUCUUCAUUAUGCUUCUCAUUUAGGAUGCACAAACAUUGUGGAAACUCUAGUUAGGUCAGGAGCUGACAUAAACGCUCAAUCUGAGAAGAAAGAAACAGCACUCCAUUUUGCAUCAAGAAACGGACAUGAAAAAAUUGUUGAAAUACUUAUAAAAAGGGGCGUCGAAUUAAAUAUACAAGACGAGGAAGGAUAUUCUGCUAUUAUUUUAGCUGCCGAACUUUACACAAACGGUUGUCUUAAUGCAUUAAUAAGGGCAGGAGCAGAUCUUAAUUUACAAAAUUCAUACGGAUUAACUGCUUUACAUAUAGCAUGUUCAUACAAGGACGAGGAAAAGGUUAAGAUAUUAAUAGAAGCUGGCGCUAAUGUGAAUAUUGCAAGUAGGUCUGGGUCUAACCCACUUCAUACCUUAUUACAAAGAUUUGAUAAUUUCUUUUUGAUAAUUCGCGAUGAAUCGGAUAUCUAUACAGGAAUGAAAUAUGAUUCGAUCAAGUAUCACCAAUUGAUAAAUAAAAUAGCGGCCUUACUAAUUGAUGCUAAUAUUGACAUAAAACUAAAAGAUAUGGAUGGUAAUACUGCUUUACAUCAUGCCGCUAUGAUACCUGGUAACGUUCAACUUAUUGAGAAACUGAUAGAAGUAGGUGCAGAUGUAAAUGAACAAAAUGAUGAAGGAGAAACGGCAUUGCCACCCUUUGCCUUGUACUAUUAA